AUGAACUGGACUCUGCACAAUUGUGAGACCCCAGUGCGGACCCCUAACGGCACCAGGACGGACGCUUGGGACAUAGCCUACCUUGUACUCAAGGUCCUGACCAUCUUUACCUGUGGGUGUGGCAUGCUGGGCAACGCUGUGGUGGUCUGGCUGUUGGCCUUCCACGUGCGGAGGAACCCCUUCGCUGUCUACAUCCUCAACCUGGCGGUGGCUGACUUCCUUCUCCUCCUUUGCUUAGACAUUAUACAAUUUCAAGAAGACAUCUCCCAGACCACGCAAUCCCACACAUUUCUGGUGGUGGUGAGAACGAUACUCUACUUGGCAUACACGAUGGACCUGGGCCUGCUGAUGACCAUCAGUGUCCAGCGCUGCCUCUCUGUCCUCUUCCCCAUCUGGUACAAAGUCCACAGGCCCCAACACCUGUCCACCGUGGUGUGCAGCCUGCUCUGGGGGCUGGCGCUUGUGAUAGUCACACUGGACAUUUUAUUCUGUGACAUUUAUAUUCAGCACUGCUCCAGCUCAGACACCUUCCUGGGCAUUGUCCUUCUGGGCAUCUUGACCCCUGUUAUGAUCCUCUCCAGCGUGGUCCUCUUCGUCUACACCCAGAGAAGACCCCCGCAGUGGCGCCGGCGAUCCUCCAGGCUGUGUGUGAUCAUCCUGAUCUCAGUCCUGGUGUUUGUGGUCUGCUCGCUGCCCCUGGGCAUCUUCUGGACCAUCACCCACAGGCUGCAGAUAAGCUCUUACGUAUGUGUUCUGUUUUGCCACUUCACACAAUUCACCUCCUCCAUCGGCAGCAGUGCCAAUCCCUUCGUUUACUUCCUGGUGGGCAGAUGGAAGAAUAGCCGCUUUCCCGAGUCCUUGAGAGCCUUACUCAGCAGGAUAUUGCAGGAGGACCCAGAGGUGGGGAGCAAAGGAGCCUCCUCCACAAAUACCAAUGAGGUGGGAUCCGAGAGCCAGCCCUCUGUAGUUUCUGCCCAGGUGAUCCCAGCCCUGGAUUAG
This is a messenger RNA of Elephantulus edwardii (Cape elephant shrew), 999 nucleotides long. Its product is annotated as mas-related G-protein coupled receptor member D-like. Bases 1 to 999 code for a protein of 332 amino acids. Gene Ontology annotation, cellular component: membrane. NCBI's taxonomy places the organism in Eukaryota, Metazoa, Chordata, Mammalia, Macroscelidea, Macroscelididae. The transcript has a single exon. Gene Ontology annotation, biological process: G protein-coupled receptor signaling pathway. Gene Ontology annotation, molecular function: G protein-coupled receptor activity. The record is from RefSeq and is a predicted model, not a curated record.